AUGGGAUCAUUCCCUACGUUUAUACGUGAAUCAGAGCAUUCUCCGAGAUCAUUGGACUCGGCAUUCCCACCAUUUAACCCUUCUCACAAGUAUAGAGGUGUAUACGAAAGAGCUGGGUUUGAUGUUAACAAAAAGGGUUAUAAACAACAACAUUAUCACCAUGGUGACGACAGAGGAUCAAACAGAUCAAUGACAAGCUCAACCCGCUGGGGACCAAGAAACCAAUCAAAUGAUUCCUUUGGCAACAAGAGUAGUAGUGGUGGUGUAAGCUUUAAAACAGCCACAAAGGAAAGUCUUCCGUUGGUUAAUCAAUUGCCAGAUACAAGAGUAAACUCAAACGGAUCAUCUUCUGGAUCGAGUAAAUCCAACUCAAUGAACUCAUCAUAUGGCGGUCAGAUGAGCGGCUCUGCUUCAACCAGUCAUAGAACUUCGCCUGAAUAUUCUCAAUAUCAUGAACAAUCACAACAAAACACUUCAAUAUCUACCGCAUAUCCUGAACAAAAUCAACCAUACGGGAGAAAGUACUCGUCUGCUUCAAAUGGCAGUCGUGAUCUGUCUGGACAAACAGUAAGGACUGUUCGAUACGACGAUGAAGCCGAAAACCAUACUUUGAGUAACACAAGUCCAAAUAAACUACAAAAGAAUGUAAAGAACCUAACGCUCGACUUGAAUCAUAACAAUAGCUAUGACAAUACUGGAGAGCAAGAGUCAACCCAUACUCAACAAUUUGCAUCCCACAACCACCCGAAUUCUUCUAUGCAUUCAUUCCAUUCAAAGCACUCCAUUUCUUCGCAUCACUCAAACAAAUCUGAAGUUGUGUCUCAUCAUUCAGAUCGCUCAAUUGGAUCACAUCAUUCAAACCAGUCGUCGCAUCACUCAAAUAGAUCAAAUGGGUCCAACAACAAUAAUGUCCAUCAAGAAGUAAUUCAUGAAGUGCCCGAAUCCAUGGGCUCCAAUGGGGAGAAUGGACCCACCUACACUUCCCGGUCUAAAGAGGACAAAUACGCCCAACAUGGAUAUCAAAUCCCUACACCAAUGUCAGCAAGCAGUUACAGUCAUGUCCCUCCACCACAGCCGUACCCGCAACAACAACAUCAUCAACCACUGCAACCAUUUGAUCCGAGAAAGACAAGAAAGCGUCCACCCAUGAUGAUGAAUGGACCACCCAAUGGCUCGCUUGGACCACCAUAUCCUCCUCAAGCGAAUAGAAAUGUGGUUCCACCUUCUAAUCAAGCUGUCCCGUAUCCGAUCAGUCCAAACUAUUCACCUAAAUUGCAACAACAAUCUUUCGCAAACCAAAUGGGCGGGGUGCCUCCCAUGUCAGGUCCAGGAAGGGUCACUUCUCCAACUCAGUAUCACCCACAGGGAGGAGCACCACCAUCACCACAAAUGAUGCAAAAAGCAACUUCGCCAACUGGCAUGUAUCAUCCAGGUAUGCCGAAUCCAGGUAUGCCAAGAUCAAUGACUGGUAUACCGACUCCAAUAAAUCAACCACAUAUGCCUGGUCCGGGUAUGCCUCGAUCCAUGACUGGCAUUCCUCCAGGACCUCCAACUUGGCAAAUGAAUAGUCAACCACAUCCACAAUCGCCUGGAUAUCCACCUCGCCUGCAGAGGAGACCUGUGCCCCCUUCAAUGGUUAGUCCAACACAGCAGCACCACCACCACCAACAACAACCAUAUUCACAACCACAACGUCCAAUGCAUCCCCAACAAAUGGCACAGCCCCCAAGAAACCCACAUCAGAUGGCGCCACCUAACCAACGCUAUCAAACCGGUGUUCCUAGACAGCCUACCUACUCCCAAAUUAGAGAUGAUAAAUUGUCUCCUGCUUUGAACGAGUUUAAGCAAGAUUUGGAAAGUCGUCAAACUUCAUCACCUCCCCUGACUGGGGCAACUCAAUUGGAAAAUGUGUCGCCAGAUUUGCAUUCUGCCAAGCACGAAAAUUCCCUCAAUGGACGUCUCAUGCAGGACAACAAAGAGAAUACUCCAUAUACCAUUAAGGGCCAGCAAAGUGAGUAUCAACAGUUCCUAUCAACCGAGCCUGUGAAUACAUCUGAUGAUUAUAAACGUGGAUCUACUGUGAGUUCAAUUCUAUCAAAAGAGUCAAUUGAUGAAGAGGAGAGACGCAUUGAGCAAGAAUUGGAAACACAAUUGCAAAACUUGAAAAACGGUGGUGAGGCUGAACAUUAUGAAGGAGAAGAAAGAAGCGUAUUUGAAAAAACCUCGCCUCAGAAAUCUAUUUCAGGCCAAUCAACUGUAUCAACUACACGCCCUCCAAUUCCACAAUUUAGUGUACAGGAUGUCGACGAAGAGAAAAAGGCUAGAGAUAGCUCAGGUUCUAACAACACUAAAGAUAGCAAUUGUGAUGAUAUGUCAAUCGCUUCAAUUGAAUCGAUACAACCAUUGUCAGUGGCCCAUUCAAACAUUUCCCCUACUAAAAGGGAUGUAAAACAAAUGAAUGGUGAUGUCAAUAAUCCAUACAGCGUUCCGGAAAGGAAAGAUUCCGCUGAAUUCACUAAAAUCAUUGCUGAAUUGGAUCAAUUUGAAGAUGAAAUGCCGAAGUCAACCCCCGACGUUUCUGAAACCGCUAUGGAUAAUAACUUUGGCACACUUAAUGGUCCAAGCAAUACCACUGUUCCUGAUGCAACUCCCAAAGUAAACCAUUAUGCACCCGGCACGGGACCAUGUCGGUCAUGCAAUCAACUCAUUGAUCCAUUCGCCAAAGGAUCACUCAAAUCCAUUUUUUCCAAAGCCGGUGACUUAUCAGGCCAGUGGCAUCGCGCAUGCUUCAAAUGUUCUUAUCAAUCAUGUACCAUCCAUUUCAACAAACAAGUCCAAUGUUAUGUCUUGGACGACGAGCCAUACUGUUUCCAGCAUUAUCAUUUACUCAAUGCCACAACUUGUAAAUCAUGUGGUGUUGGAAUUGAAGGAUCAUGUAUUGAGAAUGAUUUGGACGAAAAAUGGCAUGUACAUUGUUUGAAAUGUAGUUGUUGUUUUGGACAGAUUCAAGAUGAUUAUUAUGUCGUGAAUGAUGCAAUCAUGUGCGAGGUUGAUGCCAAGCGGUAUUUGCACAAUGGUGGCGGUGGUGGUGGUGCAAACUCCGGUGGUGAUAAAGUUGAAAAGAGAAGAACGAGAAUGUAUUAUGCUUGA
Molecule: messenger RNA, 3150 nt
Organism: Lodderomyces parapsilosis
Lineage: Eukaryota; Fungi; Ascomycota; Pichiomycetes; Serinales; Debaryomycetaceae
Exons: 1
Coding region: 1-3150 (1049 amino acids)
Source: RefSeq, a predicted model, not a curated record